Molecule: messenger RNA, 1040 nt
Organism: Saprolegnia parasitica CBS 223.65
Lineage: Eukaryota; Oomycota; Saprolegniomycetes; Saprolegniales; Saprolegniaceae
Exons: 8
Coding region: 280-984 (234 amino acids)
Biological process (GO): positive regulation of TORC1 signaling; cellular response to amino acid starvation
Cellular component (GO): nuclear pore outer ring; Seh1-associated complex
Molecular function (GO): protein binding; structural molecule activity
Source: RefSeq, a predicted model, not a curated record
GGCAAGGUUGCGCAGCGCGAUGAAGAUCUUCCAGCGCUUCUCAUCGCAGCAUGGCGACUUCAUCCACGACAUGAGCUUCGACUUUACGGGAAGCGCCUUGCGACGUGCUCGUCCGACCGCAAGAUCAAGAUCUGGGAGAAGGACGCCCAAUGGCAGCUGCAGUACGAGUGGACGGCCCAUCAAGCUAGCGUCUGGAAAGUCACGUGGGCCCACCCCGAGUACGGCCAGAUCGUCGCGUCGUGCUCCUUUGAUCGCACGGUCAUCGUCUGGGAAGAGUCCAUGGCCAAGCCGCCGUCCCAAGCAUCCCUCAUCGCUGCCGACGGACAAGUAGCGGCACAGUCGCCGGCGUGGACGCUGCAGGCGCAGCUCACGGACGCGCGCGAGUCGGUCCACGACGUCAAGUUUGCCCCGCGUCACUUGGGCCUGCGCCUCGCAACCGCGUCGGCUGACGGCUACGUGCGCAUGUACGAGGCGUCCAACCCCAUGAACCUGUCCGAGUGGACGCUUCCGGAAAUCUUCAUGGCCGACGCCGAGGGCGCCACGUGUCUCUCGUGGAACUCGAACCGGUUCGACAUGCCCAUGAUCCUCGUCGGCGGCAACUCGAACGUCGCCAAGGUCUGGGGCUUCACGACGGCGCGGCAGUGGCACGUGCUCGCCGAGCUCGUUGGACACAAGGACAUCAUUCACGAUGUGUGCUGGGCGCCCAACCUCGGCCGGUCGGGCCACUACCUCGCGACGGCGAGCAAAGACCGCACGAUCCGCAUCUGGCGCAUGAAGCUCACGAGCAACCGGCAAGAGCUUAGCGAGAUCAAGCCCAUCGCAAUCAAAGACCACGGGUCGUUCGAGGUGUGGCGGGUGCAGUGGAACGUCACGGGCACGAUGCUGGCUUCGACGGGCGACGAUGGAACCGUGCGCAUGUGGCAGCAGGACCACCAGCAGCAGUGGCAGUGCGUGAGCACGAUCAGCGGCGACAUGUCGACCUAAAUACCAACAACAGUGUACAAGACCAACAUCCCCGGCCUCGCGCAUAUGGAGUCGAC